AUGGGUGCCAAUGAAUCAAUAGAGGAAAUCAGUGCUAUGGAAAAUUACCAGUGGUAUGCAAAAUUCAUGAAAGAAUGCCCAUCUGGACAACUCACCAUGUAUGAAUGCAAGAAGGUCCUUGGCCUUGAAAAUGCAACUAUGCAAGCAAAUAAUUAUGUUGAGAAAGUAUUCAAUAUUUUUGAUACAAAUAAGGAUGGAUUUAUUGACUAUUUGGAGCUUUUAGCUGCUAUAAAUCUGGUGAUACGAGGGAAAAUUGACCAAAAACUGAAAUGGUAUUUUAAACUUUAUGAUCUUGACGGGAGUGGAACAAUUGACAAAAAAGAAGUAAUAAGCAUGUUAAUGGCUAUUCAAACCAUCAGUAACAACCAAGAGAUGUCUCCUGAAGAAAUGACAAACCUGAUUUUCCAGAAGAUAGAUGUAAACAAUGAUGGGGAACUGACCUUAGAAGAACUCUUGAGUGGAGUGGAAGAGGAUGAACAUUUCCGGGAAACUAUUUCAAAGAGCUUUGAGCUCUCCAAUGUACUGAAAAUUUUACAAAGUGAGAGGAGACACAGCGUCUGAGACAUAUUAUAAAUAGUACUUGUGGCAAAAAGAACAACUCAAGGAAUAGAAUAUCAAAUACCAAGACAGACUGUUACAUUUCCCAUUCACUAUUCAAAGCAUAAGGCGGUCUAGACAGAUUAUUACUUCAGAACUGUUCUUAAUGUAUUGUCCCUUCCUUUUGUUUCUCAUAACAUACAAUAGCUUUUUUAUACGUAUGACAAAAAUCUUUGAAAUGCAGAAUGAAAUUUGUUUGUUUGUUUGUUUAUUAAUACUUGACAUUGGGGCAAUAUAUCCAAAUAAAUAAACAAAUACA
Messenger RNA from Thamnophis elegans (Western terrestrial garter snake), 856 nucleotides. RefSeq names its product guanylate cyclase activator 1C (gene GUCA1C). The transcript has 4 exons. The coding region runs from base 1 to 561 and encodes 186 amino acids. Gene Ontology annotation, molecular function: calcium ion binding; calcium sensitive guanylate cyclase activator activity. The record is from RefSeq and is a predicted model, not a curated record. Lineage: Eukaryota; Metazoa; Chordata; Lepidosauria; Squamata; Natricidae.